CCCCGAGCCAGCGCAUGCGCCCGCCUGUGAGCGCUGUCCGCUCACCGACAGUCGGACUGACCGACGGACUGGCAGCCGAUCGGAUAGACGGGACAGCGCAAGGAGAGGGGACGCGGCUGGACAGCGAAAUGGCCGGCCACACUCAGCAGCCAAGCGGACGUGGGAAGCCCGGCCCUGCGCCCUCGCCUUCCCCCGGCCCAGGCCCGGGUCCCGGCGCCUCGGAGCCGGUGACACUCAAGAAGGAGAUCGGGCUGGUGAGCGCCUGCACCAUCAUCAUCGGGAACAUCAUAGGCUCCGGCAUCUUCAUCUCCCCCAAGGGAGUCCUGGAGCACUCUGGCUCUGUGGGUCUGGCCCUCUUCAUCUGGGUCCUGGGCGGGGGCGUCACCGCCCUGGGCUCCCUCUGCUAUGCGGAGCUGGGAGUCGCCAUCCCUAAGUCUGGCGGGGACUAUGCCUAUGUCACGGAGAUCUUCGGGGGCCUGGCUGGCUUCCUGCUGCUCUGGAGCGCAGUCCUUAUCAUGUACCCCACCAGCCUGGCCGUCAUCUCCAUGACCUUCUCCAACUACAUAUUGCAGCCCGUGUUCCCCAACUGCAUCCCCCCCGCCGCAGCCUCCCGUGUGCUCUCCAUGGCCUGCCUGAUGCUCCUGACGUGGGUGAACAGCUCCAGCGUGCGCUGGGCCACACGCAUCCAGGACAUCUUCACCGGCGGGAAGCUGCUGGCCCUGUCGCUCAUCAUUGGCAUGGGCUUUGUCCAGAUCUUCCAAGGACACUUCGAGGAGCUGCGGCCCAGCAAUGCCUUCGACUUCUGGAUGACACCCUCCGUGGGUCACCUGGCCCUGGCCUUCCUGCAGGGCUCCUUUGCCUUCAGCGGCUGGAACUUCCUCAAUUAUGUCACCGAGGAGCUAGUUGACCCUCGAAAGAACCUACCUCGAGCCAUCUUCAUCUCCAUCCCGCUGGUCACCUUUGUGUACACCUUCACCAACAUCGCCUACUUCACGGCCAUGUCCCCCCAGGAGCUGCUGGCCUCGAACGCAGUGGCCGUGACCUUCGGGGAGAAGCUGCUGGGCUAUUUUUCUUGGGUCAUGCCCGUCUCCGUGGCACUUUCCACUUUCGGAGGGAUCAAUGGCUACCUGUUCACCUCCUCCAGGCUGUGCUUCUCUGGAGCCCGCGAAGGGCACCUGCCCAGCCUACUGGCCAUGAUCCACGUCAGACGCUGCACCCCUAUACCCGCCCUCCUCGUCUGCUACGGGGCCACGGCGGUUAUCUUGCUUGUGGGAGACACGUACACGCUCAUCAACUACGUGUCCUUCAUCAACUACCUCUGCUACGGGGUCACCAUCCUGGGCCUGCUGGUGCUGCGCUGGAGGCGGCCGGCGCUCCACAGGCCCAUCAAGGUGAACCUCCUUGUCCCUGCUGCGUACUUGGUCUUCUGGGCGUUCCUGCUGAUCUUCAGCUUCAUCUCAGAGCCCAUGGUGUGUGGGAUCGGCGUCAUCAUCAUCCUCACCGGGGUGCCCAUUUUCUUCCUGGGAGUGUUCUGGAGAAGCAAACCAAAGUGUGUGCACAGACUCACGGAGUCAAUGACACGCUGGGGGCAGGAGCUGUGCUUCGUGGUCUACCCCCAGGGCGCUCCCGAGGAGGAGGAGAAUGGCCCCUGCCAGCCCUCCCCACUGCCCUCCGCGGACAAGCCCUUGAAGACACAAUGAGACACUUAUGGAGCCUGAAGCAGCUAUUUCUGUUUACAUGUUGUUUAUUGAGGAGGUGUUUUGGAAAAAAAGUUGUUUUUCCUGGAAAAAAAGAGUUCCCACUCUUAGAGGCCUGUAAUAAGGAAGCCCUAAGAUGUGGACUAGGUCCCCUGCCAGCAUGGCCCUGCAGGCUUUUCCUGAAAAGAUCUAUGAAUAAAACAGGGCUGG
Myotis lucifugus (little brown bat) is the source of this 1907-nucleotide messenger RNA. It is a transcript of the gene SLC7A10, whose product is annotated as solute carrier family 7 member 10. The record is from RefSeq and is a predicted model, not a curated record. Lineage: Eukaryota; Metazoa; Chordata; Mammalia; Chiroptera; Vespertilionidae. Gene Ontology annotation, cellular component: membrane. The transcript is spliced from 11 exons. Gene Ontology annotation, biological process: D-alanine transmembrane transport; amino acid transmembrane transport; D-serine transmembrane transport. Gene Ontology annotation, molecular function: L-amino acid transmembrane transporter activity; neutral L-amino acid transmembrane transporter activity. Bases 15 to 1700 code for a protein of 561 amino acids.